GAGCGCAUCGCGUGGUUGUGGACGCGCAGCCUCACCUGGUAGAGUGAGAGAGUUCAGGAGCAGCUGCCAGGCACUGCGGGGGGAGUGACACCUGUAUACAGGUGCACGUACGUGCAGGUGGGAUUGUGUAAACUCGUGCAGCCGUCUGCAGGUGUUUCUGUUCUGACAACAUGAAGUCCUCUCUGCUCCUGCUGCUGUUGGAGGUAAGCAGUGUUUGUCUUCAGGAGAGCAGCAGGCCUAAUUUUGUCCUGAUGAUGGUGGAUGACCUGGGAAUCGGAGAUCUCGGCUGUUAUGGCAACAACUCGCUGAGGACCCCCAAUAUUGACCAGCUGGCUCAGGAAGGGGUGAAGCUGACCCACCACAUAGCUGCAGCGAGCCUCUGCACUCCCAGCAGGGCAGCAUUUCUUACCGGACGGUACCCGGUGCGAUCAGGCAUAGCUGGUUACAACAUCCUGGGUGUCUUUAUAUUUAAUGCAGCAUCUGGAGGUCUCCCCAGCCAGGAGAUCACAUUUGCUAAAGCUGCCAAACAACAAGGCUAUGAGACUGCUCUUAUAGGAAAAUGGCACCUAGGACUUAACUGUAAGAGCAGUGACGAUCACUGCCACCACCCCAGCGUCCACGGCUUCAAUUAUUUCUUUGGCAUCCCUCUGACCAACCUGCGGGACUGCCAGCCUGGACAUGGCACUGUUUUCCACUUCCAUAAGUAUUUAACAAAAGGCAAAAUAACGGCAGGCAUUGUUCUGCUCACUGCACUUGUACUCCACUACAGUGGGGUCAUCACCAUCCGCAGAGGGCUGGUUCUGAGUUUGCUGUUUCUGUUGCUUGUGGUCACUGGUUUGCUCGUAGCAUUUACGAUGAUCAUUCCAUAUUUCAACUGUGUUCUCCUGAGGGACCACGAUAUUGUGGAGCAGCCAUUUAAAUCUGAAAAUCUGACACAGAGGAUGAUCCAUGAGGCAGUCGACUUUAUAGAGAGGAAUUCACAGAGGCCUUUCCUGCUCUUCUUCUCUUUCCUCCAAGUCCACACAGCCAUAUUUGCUUCAGCAGCUUUCAGAGGAAUGAGCCGCCACGGCAUCUAUGGAGACGCUGUCCAUGAGGUGGACUGGAGUGUAGGUCAGAUCAUGGAGACACUGGACCGACUUAACUUGACUGAAAACACUCUUGUUUACCUGACUUCAGACCAAGGGGCUCACCUGGAGGAAAUCUCUGCCACAGGGGAAGUUCACAGGGGUUGGAACGGAAUAUACAAAGCAGGGAAGUCCACAAAUUGGGAGGGAGGAAUCAGGGUCCCUGGAAUUUUGCGUUGGCCUGGCAGAAUCCCCGGUGGCAGACAGAUCGACGAGCCCACCAGCAACAUGGACCUGUUUCCUACGGUGGUGCAGCUGAGUGGAGCUUCAGUCCCAGAGGACAGGGAGAUAGAUGGUCACGACCUCAUGGAUUUGCUGCAGGGGAGAGCUGAAAGGUCGAAGCAUGAAUUUCUGUUCCAUUAUUGUAAUGCCUACUUGAACGCUGUCAGAUGGCAUCCCCGAAACAGCAGCUCGGUGUGGAAAGCUUUUUACUUCACACCAAACUUCUACCCACAAGACAAGAUGGCAUGUUUCCACACAUUUAGCUGCUUUUGCACGUCGGACUAUGUGACCUACCACGAUCCUCCGCUGCUCUUCGAUCUCUCGAAGGACCCAUCAGAGAGCACCCCACUGACUCCGGACACUGAGCCCGCCUUUCACUCCAUCGUGGCCACAAUGAAGGAAGCCGUGGAGAUGCAUCAGCGGUCACUGAAGCCCGUGAAGAGCCAGUUAAGUCCAGGGAACGUGGUGUGGAAGCCCUGGCUGCAGCCCUGCUGCUCCACUGUCACACAGCUGUGUCAGUGCCAGCAGGACCCAUAGGCUGCUGUCAGGGCUGCAGCACAGUGAUGGUAGACCAAUCUGAAUAUAAAACUCUUCAAAUCCAUUAAUGAACCUUUGAUUUGUCAGAAUGCAGUCAUGUGACUGAUGUUAAUUCACUCAGUGUAGUAACAAAAGCUUUUAGAAUCAGUACCUCAGCUGGCUGUUAUAAACUGGAUCAGGCAACAGUAAAGCUGAGCGGACACUAAGUACAGUUACCAGCUGUCAGAUUACAAAUACAUUUUUAUUGGUACUUAACACAGAGAAUAAUCAUCUCUGUUAUUAUGAGAUGGUGCCAGACCUUAAAGUUCAGAGUAUUGUCUUAUACAAACAUGAAGUGCUGUGAGCUGGAAAGAAUAAAUUCAGUGUGAUAUAAAUGUAUUCACAUGGGAAUUCACAGGAUUAACACUGUCCUGCAGCGCUGCUCUCUCUGAUUUUAGCUUUAAUAGUUUUAAACUCUGAUUAGCUCCCAGCACAGACGAAAAGUCAAAUAAUGUGAUCUCUUUCUGUGUCCAGAAUCUGAGGAAAAAAACUCGAGUUAUGACAAAGAUAGUUGGUAACCAUUGUCAUGAUACUCAUGAUCUGAUACUGGAGCUUUGGUUUGGCUAACGCACUGAAAAUCUGGCCAGGUGGAAGCGGCUUUGGCACUGAGCUCAGCAGUUCUCACUUUAAGAAGCAUUUGCUAACAGAAGGACCACCUCAGCCUGGAGGACUGUGUCCCCACCACAGUGCACCAGCUGUUCAAGAACAGCAGACAUGGAGACCACACCCUGCAUGGACAGGAUACAAAAGGAUCCCUUGCUAAUAUCUGUAGAGCAUCCCUGGAGGUCCUGUUUUUGUGCCCCAGAGGGUCCGAGCUGUUCUGCAGAAUGAGGGGCUUUUACCUAAAAAGCAGCUGAUGUGAACCUUAGAUUCAGUCCAUACAGCACCUUUGCUUUUACAUUGUUUGUAGCAGAGUUUUAACAUGAGAACAUGAUGUUCAUUAAAGAGUGUCUCAGAAAGCAAGCGAGGCCCUUCGGUGUGUUCUGUUUUUAACAGUUUGUUAUAUGAAUCAGCUCAGCUGUGUCAGGCUGUGUUUGCUUGUCUGGCCUAUAAACACAACUCUUUGAUCUGGUUCCAUUAAAAAUGUGAAGACAAUAUUUAACCUGUGGGGUGUUCAGUGCACUGCGAUGGCUGCCUCAGCUGGGCUGCAUGUUCGUCACUGUAGCUGCCGCCACCAUUCUGACUGUUGUGGCUUCUGUUCUCAACUCAGAACCCUCCUGAUGUCAUAAAGAGCACCGAUGCAUUUCUAAAGACUGACUUAUUUCUGACAUGAAAAGAAUUACUCAAUUAUUGCUCACAGAGAUGAUCAGAGACAAGCUGGUUAACACAACCCAGCAUCAGUGACGAGGUUUGAUGAGCAGGUAGGAAGAGUGCUGCAGAUACUCUGACACACCGCUGCCAUCUGGGUUAGAUUCAGUGCAAUUCAGUUUCAUUCAUACAGCACCAGUUCACAGCUCUGACUUCUGUUUGCUUUUUGUGUGUAACUGCAGGUAAUGUGUGCAUGAUUGAAGCAUGCUGUAGAGGCCGGAGGAUUCCCCUCAGAC
Messenger RNA from Archocentrus centrarchus (flier cichlid), 3466 nucleotides. It is a transcript of the gene sts, whose product is annotated as steroid sulfatase (microsomal), isozyme S. Bases 171 to 1883 code for a protein of 570 amino acids. The transcript is spliced from 11 exons. The record is from RefSeq and is a predicted model, not a curated record. Lineage: Eukaryota; Metazoa; Chordata; Actinopteri; Cichliformes; Cichlidae. Gene Ontology annotation, molecular function: arylsulfatase activity.